AUGCCAACCAUGCUCGAACGCCAAAGCGAAAUGCGAUCGCAAGCUGCACAUGCACUCGACUUCUCACAUGUCGAUCUCGUGUGUCCCAUUAACGCGAAUGACAUCCAAAACCGCUGGCUCAAACCUUACAUUGUAGCUGUCCGCGGGCAGACGGCCAAAACGCUUUCCCCGAGCAUCACAGCCUUCACAUACAGAAUCCUCAAAUCGUACGCGGCUAUUGCGGUUCGAGGCGGCCAUGAUAGCAUCCCGCCAUUUCUACACCCAGUUCAUGUGCUUCACACAUUACCGAACACACCAGCGCUCUCGACUUGCUUAAGCCUGAUUCGGAGCUGCGAAAAGCCGCUGCCUGGCAGCGAAGGAGUCCUUGCCGAGGUUUUGCAGCGCGAGAUGAACAAGCUCUACGAGCAAUACGGCACUCAAACUUGCGAUGAUGAUGAUGAUGAUGAUUCGGCUGCGCUGCUUGCGGCAUUCCAGGCUUACUUGGUGUACACCUUGGUUUUGUACUAUCGACUCCAUGUCGGCCGGGAUGCUGCGGACUACCCCUUCCUCCGACUACAACAAGCAAUGAUGCAUCUCCAGGAGAUUGCAUGCGCCUGUUCGGCGCGGGGGCUAGUGUGCUCGACCGAACAAGACGGAGCACAAGGAGCCCGGCCAAGGUGGGAAACGUGGAUCGUGGCCGAGACGAAACGGCGAACGCUCUACACCAUGUAUCUUUUGGACAACAUGCUCACUGCUAAAGAGGGUCUUCCGACUUUUCUUGGCACCGAGUUGCGAGGAUUACCGGCGCCAGCAAGCAAAGCUCUGUGGCAGGCAUCAGCUCGGGAUGAGUGGGAAAAGGCAUAUAACUUGCACUUGGCCGAGUGGUACCCUGAGGGUGGUGGCCUUUGCAUCGAUGAGCUUUGGGCAGUUCCAGCAGACAUGGAUGAGGCGGGCUUGGUUGAAAGGCGCAGGAGAGUGGACCAGUGGUUGGAGGGUGUCGAUGAGUUUGGGACAAUGAUGUAUGCGGUGACGAGUUGCACGCAUGGAGGCUAA
Neurospora tetrasperma FGSC 2508 is the source of this 1032-nucleotide messenger RNA. RefSeq lists its product as uncharacterized. Lineage: Eukaryota; Fungi; Ascomycota; Sordariomycetes; Sordariales; Sordariaceae. The coding region runs from base 1 to 1032 and encodes 343 amino acids. The transcript is spliced from 2 exons. The record is from RefSeq and is a predicted model, not a curated record.